AAGAGUUUAAGGCAACUUGGCUCUGAGGCUAUCCCACUUGUCCAGCACCAUGCAGCUAGCAUCUAGGGAGCUCUAGGCCUGUUACACAUUGUCCUUGUCCAGUGAGCUAACUGGCUCUUUGAGGGACACAGUGACUAAAUAAAGGACGGGAAAACAGCUGUUGGCUAAGACAGUCCUGAGUUGAAAAGGAGAGGAGUUAACUCUCCUGGGAGAGCUGAGAGGUAAGGUAAGGGAAGGCGCUGAGGGAGGACACAGCCCAGGAACACAGCUGACUCGACUCAGCAAGUAUUUUCACGUCAGGCCUGAACACGAAAGAUACAAAAAUGAGGGACACGGGGCUGGGGAUUUAGCUCAGUGGUAGAGCGCUUACCUAGGAAGUGCAAGGCCCUGGGUUCGGUCCCCAGCUCCGGUCCCCAGCUCCGAAAAAAAAGAACCAAAAAAAAAAAAAAAAAAAAAUGAGGGACACAAAGCUCUAUCUCUAAAAAGGUUUUCAGAGCCAAGAGCGAUAGGGAACACCUGUUAUCCCAGCACCAUAUGGCUGUUGGGAAUUGAACUCAGGACCUUUGGAAGAGCAGUCAAUGCUCCUAACCACUGAGCCAGCUCUCCAGCCCCUAUCCCAGCACUUAUGAGGCCGAGGCAGGAGGAUCCCAAGUUCAAAACCAGCCUGGACUUAUUAAAAAUAAAAAGAAGAAGGCUUUCAGUUUAAUAAAUGGCCAAUGGAGGGUUAGGGCUGGGUGACAAGCUUUUCAUCGUCAAGGAGUUGGUCCGUGCAUCAGUUGGCACAGAACGUAAACUUUGAUGACAUGAAUGCACAGAGCAGUGUAUGUACACAGUGGUCUGAAGAGAUGCUUGCGGGUCAGGAUGGAGACGGAACUUUCUCUCCAUUAGAAGGUGUUUGGUGGGGGCUGGACAGACGACUCAGUGGUUAAGAGCACUGAUUGCUCUUCCAGAGGUCCUGAGUUCAAUUCCCAGCAACCACAUGGUGGCUCAACCAUCUGUAAUGGGAUCUGAUGCCUUCUUCUGGUGUGACUAAAGACAGCUACAGUGUACUUAUAUAUAAUAAAUAAAUCUUAUAAAAAAAGAAAAGAAAUAGUGCCCCAAUGGACCCCCCCACAUCUUAAAAAGAAAAGCUGUUUGAUGGUAGACAACCCAGGCUAGUAUGGGGGUCUCCACUUACUUAGGCUCCCAUCUUUGUGGUUCACAAUCCAAAUAGAACCUGCCUUCCCUCUGCUUGGUCUGAUACGAUUGCAAGAGCAUAACUCAUCUUAGCUCGUCCCUUGUACUUCCCAGGUAGGAAGGGAGGGAGACAAGAGUAAGCAUGAACUGACGACUGUUCAUCCCGGCUCUUGGUGCCCUUUAAAGAGCUUGUGUAAAAGUCUAAACCAGUGCUUUCAACACGUGUCUGGCCAUUAGCCACAACCUUCUAGUUUCCAAGAGAGCUUCUGAAGUGUGGUUUUGUAUUUGCUCAAGUAUAUAUUCAUAUAGUGAAGUACACAAAUUUCGUUAUUUGUUUGUUUGUUUGUUUGUUUUUGGUGCUUUAAUCUCAUCACUCAGGAAACAGAGGCAGACAAAUCUCUGAGUUUGUGGCCAGCCUGGUCUACAGAGCAAGCUCCAAGACAGACAGGUUUACACACAGAAAGCCUGUGUCAAAGAACCAAAAGCAAACAAACAAAACAAAAACCUCUUCCUCCGAGCUACCUCUCCCUCUGAGCUACCUCCCUAGCCACACGCACAGAUGUUAGGCACACAUCUGACAGGUUUUGUUUCUUGUUUUUAAAUCUGUCUAUGUAACCCAUUUCCUCAAGACACAGAGCGUGCCACCAACCCCAGGAAUUCCUGAUGGCUGUGACUUCAGUUCGUCUUUGAAGGAGGGCUUCAUGUAGCCACACUGGGACUCUAGGUGGGCAUCACCAUACCCCGUUGUACCAGUGAGGGUUCUAGUGUUUCAUUCUUGCUGCUACUUUGAAGAGAGUUUGACUAUGUAAUCCUACAUGGCCUGAAACUCAGAGGAAUUUGUCUGCCUCUGCUCCUGAGUGUUGGAAUUAAAGGUGUGUGCCCCAACAUCUGGCAGGCAGUUAUUUUUAAAGAUUUAUUUUUAUUAUGUAUAUAUAUGGAGGCUAGACGGGGGUGUUGGAACCCUUGGAGCUGGAGUUACAGGCAUUUCUGAGCCAUCUGAUAGGUGUGCAGGGACUUGAACUCUAGUCUUUGGAAGAGCAGCAAAUGCUCUUAAGCACUCAGCCAUCUAUGUAGCCCCUGGCAAUGAGCAUUUAAAAGACAAUUCCCAGGUUAGGGAUGUUAACUAAGGUGCUGGCCUGGUAUAAGCAGAGCCCUGUCUGGACAAGAUCCCCAAUAUCACAAAGCAACCCCCAGAGAAAAUGAGAGCUUCAUUAGAGUGGUGGCCCUAGAUAUGGGGGCGCUAGACGGGUGGGCUGGGAAUGGAAAACCCAAAGGAAACUGGUUGGAUAUUAGAAAUGGAAGAGGGGUUGGGGAUUUAGCUCAGUGGUAGAGCGCUUGCCUAGGAAGCGCAAGGCCCUGGGUUCAGUCCCCAGCUCCGGAAAAAAAAAAAGAAAUGGAAGAAAUCUCAGAAUACUGGUAGAGGAGAGGCCACGCACGUCAGGGAGGUCAGGUUGUUUCAAGUAAGAGGAUGUGUGCGUUGGGUGUGUGUAGUCUGAGGUGCUGGCCAGACACUCGGGUGGAAUUGUGUUUACAGACGGUAACAGUGCAAUGAGGACAAUGGACCAAGGAGCAGCCUAAGAGUACGUAUGGUAUGUCAAGGAGCAGCCUAAGAGUACAUAUGGUCAAGGCACCACAGGAGCCUUUGAGUGACCAGGAAGUUACCACCGCUUAGGUUGUCAGGAAGUGUUCAGAUCAUGAAACUCAAAACUGGUAAGGCUGCCUACAAUUAGUUAAGCCCCCUUUAAAAACAAUGGAAGUUCUUGCACAGACACAAGACGGUUGUCUCUGCUGUUGUUGUGGAAAGGAUUUAAGGAAAGCAGGAAGGAAAGGAUCAGUGAUUGAUCACUUUUUUCAGGAAGAUAGCCGUAGUGCUCUCCAAGACAGGAGGGGUGGAGGAGAGGCCAGCUCUUUCUGGACGUACCUGAGUAGAAUGAUCAGGUGAUGGGUUGACUGCCUCUGGGCUUAGUGGGAAGGGACAGCUCUUAGAAGAAAGAGCCGAGAGCAAAUAUAAGCCCUGUGCUUGAGUCCUGUCACCACUGAGCAUGAUGACCUUAGGCUAGUUCCCUAGCUGUGAAAGGGGAACGAUUGUGCCUCCCUUGCCUGGUCACUCGAACAUUAGAGACUAAUCAUUCCCCCUCCCCUUUACGGUGGGUGAUGGCAAAUACAUGCUAUUACAUGACCCAACCCUCGUCACGGGACAGAAAGGCUGUUAGAAGGUGGGUCAGAGUCCCCCGCCUCGAUCACAGGGUAGGGAACUCUGCAGCCUCUUCCCCUCUAGGAGGUGGGGACAAAGUGGAGGGAGGGCUGCAGGAGGAGGAGGAGGAGCUAGCUCCUUGUAACCCGCCCAUACCAGUCUGGCCUGGAGUGAGGGAACCGGUCCUGGUCGCGUGCACCCGAACAGCCUGCCCUGGUACCCCGGUGCUCUGACCCAGUCCAAUCAUGACCCUGCGCCCUUUGCUCCUGCCGCUUCGGCUGUUGCUGCUGCUGCUGAUCAGUGGGGCGGUGUGCCAGGCUGAGGCUGAGGUAGAAACCGAAAGUCCUGUCCGGACCCUCCAAGUGGAGACCCUGGGCAGCUUGGCAGAUGGACGCAUUAUUGACACUUCUCUGACCAGAGAUCCUCUGGUCAUAGAACUUGGCCAAAAGCAGGUGAUCCCAGGUCUGGAGCAGAGCCUUCUGGACAUGUGUGUAGGGGAGAAGCGAAGAGCAGUCAUUCCUUCUCACUUGGCUUAUGGAAAGAGAGGGUACCCACCAUCUAUCCCAGCCGAUGCAGUGGUGCAGUAUGAUGUGGAGCUGAUCGCCUUGAUUCGAGCCAACUACUGGCAAAAGCUGCUGAAGGGCAUUUUGCCUCUGGUAGGCAUGGCCAUGGUGCCAGCACUCCUGGGCCUGAUUGGGUAUCACCUAUACAAAAAGGCCAGCACACCCAGAGUCUCCAAAAAGAAGCUGAAAGAAGAGAAACGAAACAAGAGUAAGAAGAAAUAAAUAGUGCUUUCUAACGAAA
Molecule: messenger RNA, 4174 nt
Organism: Rattus norvegicus (Norway rat)
Lineage: Eukaryota; Metazoa; Chordata; Mammalia; Rodentia; Muridae
Gene: Fkbp11
Product: FKBP prolyl isomerase 11
Biological process (GO): vesicle-mediated transport
Cellular component (GO): Golgi apparatus; membrane
Molecular function (GO): GTPase activity; GTP binding; isomerase activity
Source: RefSeq, a predicted model, not a curated record